AUGCCCACAACCGUAGCCAUCGACGUCGUCCAAAACACCCACUUCCAACUCACGCCCCCAAAUAUAGGGCCCAGAGCAGGACCCAAAAGCAGUGCAGCCAUGUACACCGCAAAUACCCUCCCCCUCUCUCUUCCGCAUCCCGUGUUCCAGAUAAGAAAUACUGCACUCCCGCUUAACAAGACGGGUUUGCGACAAUACACUUCAAGUAAAGGAGCGAAGAUGAGUGGGUCGAAGCUGAUGCCUACUAGAACGAGAGAGUUGCAGGGAAUUCACUUGCAGGGCCUCGUUAUCUAUAAGUCGCCUGAGACUUGGGGUUCCAGAGGAACGAGUAUGGUCUCGGUUAGUGCUUGGAGGGAUAAUAAGGAUGAAGGGAUUAGCGCUGCUGUCCAUUUGUGGGCUCGGGGCCAAUUUCUUUGGGGGUUGAUGGUACAUGACAUGAGCAUGUAG
Molecule: messenger RNA, 447 nt
Organism: Bipolaris oryzae ATCC 44560
Lineage: Eukaryota; Fungi; Ascomycota; Dothideomycetes; Pleosporales; Pleosporaceae
Exons: 2
Coding region: 1-447 (148 amino acids)
Source: RefSeq, a predicted model, not a curated record